Candidula unifasciata is the source of this 1059-nucleotide messenger RNA. NCBI's taxonomy places the organism in Eukaryota, Metazoa, Mollusca, Gastropoda, Stylommatophora, Geomitridae. The record is from the annotation of a GenBank genome assembly.
AUGCCUGGGAGCUGUACUGCCUGGAGCACGGGAUCCAGACGGAUGGGAUCAUGCCCUACAGCCUUGGCCAUGGGUAGCACUCAGCAGACAACUCCUUCAAUACGUUCUUUGAGAGCACGGGGCGCCGGGAAGUAUGUCCCAGAGGCCAUCUUUGUCGACCUGGAGCCAACCUGUAUAGAUGAAGUAAGGACGGGAGCCUAUCGUCAGCUGUUCCACCCGCAGUCUCUGAUUACAGGCAAGGAAGACGCCGCCAACAACUACGCUAGGAGGCUAUUACACCAAAAGGGCGGGAAAUACUUGGACCUAGUUCUGGACAGGAUCCGGAAAAUGGCUGACCAAUGCACUGGACUCCAAGGCUUCUUCAUAUUUCACAGCUUUGGCGGCGGGACAGGCUCGGGGUUCACCUCGCUGCUGAUGCCUCAGCUAACCCACGACUACAGUAAAAAGACCAAAAUGGAGUUCUCAAUUUACCCAGCCCCACAGAUUUCUACAGCUGUAGUAGAACCGUACAACGCCAUCUUAAACACGCACACUUGUCUGGAACAUUCCAACGUCUGCUUCAUUUUCGACAACGAGGCCUGCUACAACAUUUGCCAGCGAAAUUUGGACAUCGCCCGGCCUAGAUACACUAACAUCAAUCGGCUGAUUGCACAGGUCGUUGCUGCUGUGACAGCAUCGUUGAGAUUUGAAGGUUCUCUAAAUACGGACCUUGUGGAGUGGCAGACGAAUCUGGUGCCUUUUCCCAGAAUACAUUUCCCUCUGGUAUCCUACGCUCCAGUCAUAUCUGCUGAAAAGGCUUACCACGAAUCGCUGACCGUUGGUCAGUUGACAAACGCCUGUUUUGAACCAUCCAAUCAAAUGAUUUCCGUAGAUCCACGGAGAGGGAAGUACAUGGCCUGUACAAUUCUGUACCGAGGGGAUGUUGUACCUGGCGAUGUCAACUCUGCUAUUUCUGCCAUCAAGUCAAAAAGAUCCAUCCAGUUUGUGGAUUGGUGUCCAACAGGGUUUAAGGUGGGAAUCAACUACCAGCCUCCAACAACAGUCCCCGGAGGAGAUCUG